UUUCGUUAUCACGUCAACGUGAAGUCAUGAACGCAUUUUUCUUGUGGCUUGCCAUUUUGUUCUUUCACUUUUAUUACCUUUAUUCUUUUGAUCUGUUCUCUAACCUCCUUAACCAGAAACAAUUUUGCCUCGACGGCUCCUCUAUCGUAGACCAUGCCAUACACUCUACCAAAGCUAUUAUUUAUAGCUUUGUUCACUAUGCAAGGGUCUGCCAUUCCAUAUCUCGCCAUCUUUUAUGACCAAGCUUUACAUCUCUCCUCUAAUCAAAUUGGAAUAUUGUUAGCCAUUGCGCCAUUCAUUCAAUCUGUGGCAUGUCCUGUUUGGACCUUGGUAGCUGAUAGGUGGCCGAAGUGGCACGGUACCCUUAUGGCGGUGCUGGCUUUGAUUGGCGGCUCCGCUAUCGUAUCUAUGUCUUUAUUACCUGCUCUGUUGAUCGAUAAGGAAGACCUUACUAUGCCCUUUACGUGUGUCUUGGCCCUGAUGUUUGCUUUUUUUGGCUCUCCACUGAUGGCGUUGGUGGAUAGUGCUGUGUUAAAAAUCCUGGGCAACCACAAAAUUCUGUAUGGCGAGCAGCGGUUAUGGGGCUCCAUAUCGAAUGGUCUAAGCAUCUUGGCCGUCGGAUUGCUGAUUUCAGCUACUGGAAAUAAUCUCAAUGUGGCAUUUUAUGUCUUUGCUGCUGGUAGUGUGCUAUUCAUUGUUCUGUCGCUAUUUGCUAAAGUCGAGUCCAAUGACGAUAGCAUGCUUGAGGAUGAUCUUGAUCAAGAUACUAGACCGCUUUUGAAAAAUAAUCUUGCUCCAAAUUAUGUCUGGCCACCGGAUCAACCUGCCGACUCUGAGGAUGACGAUGUACAAUCGUCGGUUGUUACUCAGCAUCAAGGACAACUUGUUGAUAGACGGGACAGUCGUAUAAGCUUUGCUAAUACUGUGCUUUCGGAUGAGCACGGGCAUAGAAACAGUUUGAGGCUUCAUCGCACUUCCACUUCGAUGGCUCGGGAUGUUCAUCUAGAGGCUAGUGAGCUGAUGGAAUCGCUUGAUCGUAUUCCUUCCCUUGGACUCGCUCUUUCACAUAUCCCAUCCAUGGAAUCAUCCCUAGCCUUCCUUAUACCCCAUCCUGAAGAAGACAAUAUAGCUCCUCCUCCAAGCUCGCUAAAAUCUAGAAAGGUCAUCACCUUCCUUUUGAGUAUGUUGAUAUUUGGCGUUUCUUUCUCUAUGAUCAAUCAAUUCCUAUUUCUCUACCUCCGUAACGAUCUUGGUGUCGAUUCUUCCAUUUUGGGAUGGACUGGACCUGUGGGAGGUAUAACGGAAGUUCUGACUUUUUGGGUAUCGAAGCAGCUUUUCGAUCGGUUUGGAGUGACAGUAUUGAUGGUGUCUGCUCAUUGUAUUACCAUUGUACGAUCCUCCCUCUACACGCUUCUAGUACCAGGCUCGCCAAUGACAAGCGCCUUUGCUCUUGCCUUGCAAACGCUCAAUGGAAUAGCUUUUGCAACUAUUUGGUCAACAGCUGUUAGUGAAGUAGAUUCAUUUUUCCCUCCGGAGCAGCGGGCAAUUGCACAAGGUACCCUCGCUGCUCUACAUAUGGGAGCAGGAUUUGGAAUUGGAUGUGUCGUGGGAGGAAUGAUAUAUGAAGCUCUGGGUGCUCAUGCUUUGUACCAUGCUGCAUCUUUGCUCACAGGAGUCAGUCUUGUAAUAUUUUUGAUUGGAAGAAUCAAAAGUUCAUAGAUUGUUUCCCCUUUCAAGCAAAAUAAAAUCUGGUAGUUGCUCCAUUUCGUGAUUCUUUAGUUAUCAUUCCCAUCACGCAACGUACGCAUGAAACAGUUGAUAGUGUUGUUGGCCAUCAC
Messenger RNA from Umbelopsis ramanniana AG, 1838 nucleotides. RefSeq lists its product as uncharacterized. The transcript is spliced from 3 exons. Bases 154 to 1719 code for a protein of 521 amino acids. NCBI's taxonomy places the organism in Eukaryota, Fungi, Mucoromycota, Umbelopsidomycetes, Umbelopsidales, Umbelopsidaceae. The record is from RefSeq and is a predicted model, not a curated record. Gene Ontology annotation, cellular component: membrane. Gene Ontology annotation, molecular function: transmembrane transporter activity.